ACCUUACUUAUCAAAACAAUGUUAAAAUAGUCUCGCUUAUUCACCGUUUAGGAAUGUCACUUCGGCCGAGUUGAUAUUUUUAAAUAAAUAAAUUUUCGUCGGGCGAUAGAAAACGGAUUUUAAACGAUAUGGCCCCAGAAACACCUCUCGAACGAGCUUGCGUUCUUUUUUCCACUUUCGUCUAUGACUCUAAGCUGGAAGAACAGUUGACCCGAGCUCCCAGCGUUGGUGAUAUGGUCGCGCAAUUCUAUCAACUGAUGAGCUUGAGCGGGGUUUUUCCGAAACAGAACCACCCGAGUAAAAAAUCAAAUAACAAUUCGGUGGCGUCCAGGACGAAAGGCAAUCGUUAUUACUCCGAGAAAGAUUACAUGAAAGCUCUAGAGUUGUACACACGAGCUGUCGGCGAGGCACAAAACAAUAGCGCCGAGCUGGCACUGGCGUACGCAAACAGGUCCGCGGUGACUUUCUGCCUGGAAGAGUACGAAGACUCCAUCGUGGAUGUUGAGAGGGCUUUGAGCGGCAAGUAUCCGCAGAUGCUGAGGGUCAAGCUGCUCGAAAGGAAAGGGAGAUCCCUCGUCUUUCUCAGAUCGUAUAGAAAAGCGGUUGCCACUUUUGAGGAAGCAUUACAAGCAUUGGAGUACAGUAAGAUACCAAAUAAACAAAGGUCCAAUUUCCGCACAUCUAUUGAACUGGAAAUAGCAGAAAUCAGGGAUAAGUGCGAUGAUGUGAUAAAUAGGGUCCCAGCUGUUAUGCCAAAGCUGACUCAUCCCCCUUCAGACUGUAUAGAAUGUGCGUCAAACGCUGUAGAUAUUGAUUACAUGCCAGGAAUGGGGAGAAUGGUAGUUGCGGCGACUGAUAUAUAUCCUGGUGAUGUUAUUGCAAUUGAAAGGCCAUAUGUAUCAUCCGUCUUGGCUAAGGAGUAUCUUCUUUUCUGUUACAUGUGCAAAAAGAGGUGCCAUUCUUUAAUUCCCUGCUUGAAUUGCCCUCAGGUAUUUUUUUGCAAUGAAAACUGCCGAAAUUCAUCGUGGAAUGAGAGCCACAGAGUCGAAUGUGAUAUCCUUCUUACGCUUCACAAACAAGGCUAUAAUAAAUUGGCCCUCUUAGCUCUGCACAUUUUGUUGAAAAUGACGAACCAAGGAGACGGCCUUAGAGAGUAUGUAUAUAACGAACAUAAAUUGCACAGUGUGAAGUCACCAAAGCUCAGAGGAUUCAAAGACGGUAAAUACUCAUGCAACAAAUACUCUACAUAUCACCUCGAAACGAAUUUUGGUUUACGGAGUUGGGACGAUGAUACUUUCUCAAGGGUGGUCGGGGCGUGUUGCAUGCUCCAUGUCUUAAAACAAACAUCAUAUUUUGAUGCUGUUAAGGAAUCGAGGGAUGAGAAAUUACUUUUCAGACCGAACAUGUAUCCUGACCUGACCCAAGUAGAAUCGAUCGUUGGAGCGAUAUUAUUAAAAUAUCUUUUCAUUGUAUCUUGCAAUGCUCAUGAAGUAUCUGAAACAAGAAUAAUAACAAAACCAGAAGUCAGUUCUGAAAUUGCUGAGAUCGGUGCGGCUUUGUACCCUUUUCUCAGUUUAAUCAACCAUUCUUGUGAUCCUAAUGUUGUAAGGACAAUUCACGAUGGAGACUUGGCCGUUCUGACAGCUAUACAAUUUAUCAAGAACGGUGAACAAGUUUUUGACAACUACGGAUAUCAUCAUGGAAUCCAUGGCGUUGAUUUAAGACAAGAAUCUCUUGUCAGGCAAUAUUAUUUUGUUUGUAAAUGUCGAGCUUGUUUGGAGGACUGGCCCACCGUUAAAAAGCUACCAGAAUGUGUAUAUCUAGAAGGUGUUGACAAGGCGGCAGUGGAGGCGGCAACUAAACAAUUUCAGAAAGAAGUAACAAAGGUUGUCAACAAUAAUGAAAACUACGAUUUAAAAUUUUUAUACAAUUUUUUGGGUAUGCUGCACAAUUCAGUGCAAAGGCCUUGUGCACUGUAUUGCAAAUGUCAAGAAGUAAUUAAAGAAUGUCUUAUCCGCAAUGCCAAUCAUUAUGUAUUCAAAUAAGUAUUUUCUUUUUGAUGUUGAAUUUAUAAAAAAUUUUACUAACGAAUAUAGCUCAAGGGAAAGAAUCCCAAUACUGAGGUUAUGUAUUCACGUUAUUUAAUUGGAAUUUAUAUACAUAUAUUUUAUUUAUAUAUGUAUAUGAAACAUAUGU
Messenger RNA from Cimex lectularius (bed bug), 2196 nucleotides. Its product is annotated as SET and MYND domain-containing protein 4-like. The coding region runs from base 129 to 2045 and encodes 638 amino acids. The record is from RefSeq and is a predicted model, not a curated record. Gene Ontology annotation, molecular function: protein binding. NCBI's taxonomy places the organism in Eukaryota, Metazoa, Arthropoda, Insecta, Hemiptera, Cimicidae. The transcript is spliced from 6 exons.